Molecule: messenger RNA, 2078 nt
Organism: Quercus robur (English oak)
Lineage: Eukaryota; Viridiplantae; Streptophyta; Magnoliopsida; Fagales; Fagaceae
Product: (6-4)DNA photolyase
Exons: 14
Coding region: 218-1849 (543 amino acids)
Biological process (GO): circadian regulation of gene expression; entrainment of circadian clock by photoperiod
Cellular component (GO): cytoplasm; nucleus
Molecular function (GO): FAD binding; DNA binding
Source: RefSeq, a predicted model, not a curated record
UUAUAUACCACUUCCCUCCCAAGCUCCGACCAUCUUUGAUUCUCAAAAAUAAAUAAAUAAAGGUUCCAACCAUUUUUACCCUUUACCAUCUCUCCGCAAGCAACAACCCAAAUCCCCAUUCCCCCGUUCAUUUCCAAAACGCACACCAAAAAAAAACACCGUUUAUAACAUAAUACAGGCGUCGAAACACAAAAAAACCGUUUCAAACCCAAAUUCGAUGGCAUCCGGGUCGGGCUCGGUUUCUCUGAUGUGGUUCCGGAAGGGCCUGAGGAUACACGACAACCCGGCGCUCGAGCGCGCCGCCCAGUCCACCAAAUUCCUGUACCCUGUAUUCAUAAUCGACCCGCAUUACAUGGAGCCAGAUCCCAACGCGUUCUCUCCCGGGUCGACACGGGCUGGGCUGAACCGGAUCCGGUUCCUGCUCCAGAGCCUUGCGGAUCUUGACUUGAAUCUCAGGAAGCUCGGGUCCAGGUUGUUGGUGUUGAAGGGAGAGCCCAGCCAGGUUCUCUUUCGUUGCCUCAAGGAGUGGGAUGUCAAGAAGCUUUGCUUUGAAUAUGACACAGAGCCAUACUAUCAAGCUUUAGAUAUUAAAGUUAAGGACUAUGCAUCUAUUGCUGGAAUUGAGGUUUUCUCUCCUGUGAGUCAUACACUCUUCAAUCCCGCUGAUAUUAUACAAAAGAACGGGGGAAGGCCACCUUUGAGCUAUCAAUCAUUUGUGAAGCUUGCUGGGCAACCCUCAUGGGCGUCAUCCCCGCUUUCAGUCACAAUUUCUUCACUUCCUCCUGUUGGGGAUGUUGGAGGAUGUGAGAUUUCAGAAGUUCCUACAAUCAAAGAACUUGGCUAUGGAGACAUUGAACAGGACGAGUUUUCUCCUUUCAGAGGUGGUGAAUCUGAAGCCUUGAAGAGGUUGAAAGAAUCAAUUAACAACAAGGAGUGGGUGGCGGCCUUCGAGAAGCCUAAGGGUGACCCGUCUGCUUUUUUGAAACCAGCAACAACUACUCUAUCACCUUACCUGAAAUUUGGAUGUCUCUCUUCCAGGUACUUCUACCAAUGUCUUCAAGAUGUAUAUAGGAAUGUUAAAAGACAUACAUCACCUCCGGUUUCUCUUGUUGGACAGUUGUUAUGGCGAGACUUUUUCUACACUGUAGCUUUUGGCACUCCCAAUUUUGAUCAGAUGACGGGUAACAGAAUAUGUAAGCAGAUACCUUGGAAUGACAAUAAUGAAUUGCUGGUGGCUUGGAGAGACGCUAGGACAGGGUACCCUUGGAUUGAUGCUGUCAUGACUCAGCUCCACAAGUGGGGUUGGAUGCAUCAUCUAGCACGACAUUCCGUUGCAUGUUUUUUGACUCGUGGUGAUCUGUUUGUCCAUUGGGAAAAAGGACGUGAUGUUUUUGAAAGGCUUCUAAUUGAUUCAGAUUGGGCAAUCAACAAUGGGAACUGGCUAUGGCUUUCUUGUUCAUCGUUUUUUUACCAGUACAACCGUAUCUACUCCCCGAUCUCAUUUGGGAAGAAGUAUGACCCCAAUGGUGACUAUAUCAAGCAUUUUCUGCCCAUACUGAAAGAUAUGCCAAAGGAGUACAUUUAUGAGCCAUGGACAGCUCCUCUAAGUGUUCAGACGAAAGCAAAGUGCAUAAUUGGAAAAGAUUAUCCAAAGCCAGUGGUUCCUCAUGAUUCUGCAAGCAAAGAAAGCAGAAGGAAGAUGGCCGAAGCAUAUUCAUUGAACCAAAAAUUGAAUGGUAAAGUGAGUGAAGAAGAUCUGAAAAAAUUAAGGAGAAAAUUGGAGGAAGAUUCAGAAGAUACAAAACAGGAAGUUAAAACUAAAAGGAUGAGACAAAAAUUGAUUUGCUAAGUGCAAAAUUUCUUCUGAUUUUGUUGUCUAGUGCCUAUGUUGUAUUUUAACAAUCAAAGGGAUGGGAUGGCUGACAACCAUCUAUUUCUUAACUUAAACAAGGGACAUACUAAUUUAGGCAUGAUUGUUCUGUUGAUAAAAUGGUAGAGCUUGUUCUCACUCGUUUUUUUAUUUUAGAUGUUCUUCAUAAGAACUGGCUUUGUAAAUAUUUAUUGACUGCCUUCCUCUA